Molecule: messenger RNA, 453 nt
Organism: Saprolegnia parasitica CBS 223.65
Lineage: Eukaryota; Oomycota; Saprolegniomycetes; Saprolegniales; Saprolegniaceae
Exons: 1
Coding region: 11-445 (144 amino acids)
Source: RefSeq, a predicted model, not a curated record
GCGCGCAAGUAUGGACAACAACGUGCUCGCGCAAAUCCAAGUCGUUGUCUUCGGUGGAGCGUUCUCCGUGAUGCUAGCCGCCAUGUGCCUGGCCACGCGCUGCUUCAAGGUACCCGCAAGAGCAUCGGCGACCAACAAAGAUCUCAGCGACAGCGACGAGACGGUGGUCGAGGCCGCCAUUCUGCGUGGCUGGCGACGCUCGUUUUAUCACCUCGAUCUCUACUGCCGUCACAUUUACUGCACGGGUUUUGCUAUCAUUUUUGCGGCCGUUGCAUCGUCGUCCACGAUUCCAUGGGUGCCCUACGUGAGCCUGGCUACGCAUCCCAUCGUUGCUUUCCACGCGUGGAAGGUUCUCACGCACGCACUCGGUCGCGACGCAGCACAAAACGACAUUGAGCACUGGGAAGAAGUCCGCAACACAAGCCGUGUCCGUUGGACUAACUAAGAUCUGUA